CUUAUUGAAAUUGAAUUGCUAAAGAAACCAGGAAGGCUGGAGAAAAUAUGAGUGUGUAAGCUGGUGGUGGAACUUGCAUGGCUUCAGAAGAUGCCAUUGCAUCAGUGUCUAUAGUUCAUUCACUUUUAUCUAAAAUGUUUUAUGAUGCAGUACACCAUUCUGGUUUUAAGAAGACAAAAUCUCCUGAUUAGCACAUAUUUGUAUUAACCUUUGUCCAAGUAAAAUGCUCUUGUUGAAGAAAUGUCAUAUAAAUGAAAAUUGAUGAAAGGAAAAUGGAAACAAGUGGCAUCUAAUACUCUGUGUACUAACUAGUAUAAAAGUGUCUCAUGUGGGGUACACCUAGCUUCUUGUCCCUGUAAUAGUUUUGUCAGUUACAAAUUUGUAAAGCUGUAAAGAGGAUCAUUUACUACAUAUAUAAAGUUCACACAGCAUUAAGUUUACUCUGAACUCUUGUUCCUCCUUGUCAUUAGAAGUGCUCUUUAUAUCAUUAUCAUCAUGGCUAAUCAAUCAAAUGUACUGUUCUUACAGCCACCAAAAAUUCGGCAUCUGUUGUACAACGCUCUCAGUCCACAAGGGAAAGACUGUUGUAUUGUGUGGCAUAUGGCAGUCAGGCAACUGAAACUGAGUAUGGAGCGGCUACGUUCCCACCUGCAGCAGCAAAACACCAGAACCUAUGAGGUCAUUGAGACCCCAGUUACAGUUGACAGGAUGUGGUGGACUAACUUGAUCCUACGUUCACUGAGGCUGAUUUUAGAUGCAAUUUCCAGUGUAAUCUUUGGAAUUAUGUACUAUGGUGAUUCACCCACAGUCCUGCCUCCCAUCACCAACCUCAUCCUCCUGGAGUCAGCCACAGCAUUAGCAACUAAAAUAAGAAAUAAAAAGCUCACAAGUGAAGAAGUCGUCAAAUCAUUUAUAGCACGCAUCAAGGAAAUCAACCCUAUACUCAACUGCGUAGUCGACUCUCGAUUUGACGAGGCUCUAGAAGAGGCCAAGACUGUCGACAAGCUUAUUCAAUCCAACUCUAUGGAUGAGAAGACAUUAGAAGAGACUAAACCCUUCUUGGGUGUUCCAUUCACUACCAAAGAUUGUUUUGCUGUAAAAGGUCUGCGUCAGACAGCAGGCUUAUGGUGUCGAAAAAACAUGAUUGCUGAGGAAGACGCAGAUUCUGUGCGAAUAAUGAGAGAAGCUGGGGCUAUUCCUUUGUGUGUCACCAAUGUAUCUGAGCUGUGCAUGUGGUGGGAGAGUUCAAAUACAAUAUAUGGAAGAACAAACAAUCCUUACCAUACUUGUAGAAUUGUUGGAGGAUCUUCUGGUGGUGAAGGUUGUAUCCAGUCUGCCUGUGGCUCUCCAUUUGGCAUUGGAUCAGAUAUUGGAGGCUCUAUACGCAUGCCAGCUUUUUUCAAUGGAAUAUUUGGUCACAAACCUACUUAUGGAAUAGUAAGUAAUCUAGGCCAGGAGCCUAAAGCAAGUGGUGAAGCAAUGAAUUUUCUGGUGACUGGACCCAUGUGUAGAUAUGUCAAAGAUCUGACUCCACUACUUAAGAUCCUAGCUGCCAGUAAUGUUCACAUGCUCAAACUGGACCAAAAGGUUGAUGUUCAAAAUCUUCGCUACUUUUACAUUGAGGAUGAUGGUGGGUCUCCUUUGGUAACGCCGGUUCAUUCAGAAUUAAGAGUUGCACAGAAGAAAAUUGUAACUCACCUUGAAAAGGCAUAUGGCAUUAAAGCUAAGAAGGGCGAGAUUAAUGUUUGGAUGGAGCUUAUCAAGUGGUGUGUGAGGUUGUCAAAGCACACAUUACCAGGCCUGCUCCUAGGGGUACUGGAAAAGCUGAACAAUUAUAAGAAGAAUUCAAGUGCGUACCCAAAACUUCUCACAAUGUGUGCUGAUCUACGAAGUGAGAUUAAGGAACUUCUUGGUGAAGAUGGGGUGCUCCUGUUUCCAAGUCAUCCUACAACGGCUCCAUAUCACACCCAGCCAAUCUUCAGGGCUUUCAACUUUGCUUACACUGCCAUCAUUAAUGUGUUGCUGUUUCCAUCAACACAGUGUCCUCUAGGCUUGAGCUCAAAUGGUUUACCACUUGGCAUCCAGGUUGUUGCUAAUCAUUACCAUGAUCAUCUCAGCCUGGCUGUGGCUGGGGAACUGGAGAAAGCCUUUGGUGGUUGGGUCUGCCCUUCGGAAGUGCCAUAACCAGUCGAGAGACAUUUGGAAGAUACAUGAGAAUGGAGUUUCUCCCUAUUUGCACCAUUGUGCCUCAUUGCAUAAUCUGUAAUCAGUUGGGGAUGUGUUAGGGUGUUAGGACAAACAUUUUGCAUAUGGUUAUUAUGCGACUUUGCAUGUCAAAAAAAAAAAAAUGGUAGCUAGAAGAACCAUGAAAAGAAACCUGUUGGUAUUCAGAUUUAUUUUAUAUUCAUUACAAUAAUUAACAUUUCAUUCCUUAAAAGUUCCUAGGUGGACAUAUUUUCAGCUAGUUUUAAGUUAUUUAAAUUUGGCUUUAUAUUUUUAAUGUAUAAUUUAUUUUGUUUAUAUUACAUAACUGAAUAGUUGUUGAUGCAGAUAUUUUUUUUUUUUUUUUAAUAUUAUGAUACCCUGUUUACCUGAUAAUGUCUCCUACACUGCAUAUGAGACUUGAAUAGCUGGCAGUGUUCUACCAAAGAAGUAACAUAUUUUAUCAGAAGACUACAGCCAAUUGAAAGUCUUCCAAUCAAUUCAGGAAAGUUGAUAUGGAUAUAAACUAGAAUUUUUUGUACUUGAUAGUUGCACUCUGGUAUGAAUAAAAGUUUGUAAAUUAAA
Molecule: messenger RNA, 2787 nt
Organism: Cherax quadricarinatus
Lineage: Eukaryota; Metazoa; Arthropoda; Malacostraca; Decapoda; Parastacidae
Source: RefSeq, a predicted model, not a curated record